Messenger RNA from Colletotrichum chrysophilum, 9639 nucleotides. RefSeq lists its product as uncharacterized. The transcript has 2 exons. Gene Ontology annotation, biological process: fermentation. Lineage: Eukaryota; Fungi; Ascomycota; Sordariomycetes; Glomerellales; Glomerellaceae. The record is from RefSeq and is a predicted model, not a curated record. Gene Ontology annotation, cellular component: membrane. The coding region runs from base 1 to 9639 and encodes 3212 amino acids.
AUGGCGCAAGAAGGGGAGCCCAAUCCCGCUCCGGCGGGAACGCCAGCCUUCAACGGUGCCGUCUUCUUUCUCCUUUACUUCAACCGAGCCUUCGGAUCCCUACUUUCGUGGGGCAUACGCACCUACACUUGGCACCGCUACCGCAUUUACCUCGACAUCCAGGCGUUACAGGUCUCCCUUCUCGGCGGCCGCAUAUUCUUCACCGGCCUGCGGUAUCACGGCAAUAACGAAACCUUUCUCGUUCAACAUGGCUACGUCACUUGGAGGUACUGGUUGCGCCGUGUGCGCGAGGUGGACAUCAAAGCUUCGGCACAGCAGCAAGCUGAACAGGCAUCAUUUCUCACAAAUGGCCGUCACUCAAACCUUCCUUGCAGAGUAACCAUGUCUCUGGUUGGCUUGGAGUGGUUCAUCUACAAUCGAAGCCCGGCAUACGACAGCGUUUUGGCUGGACUCAAGGAACCGACCGCUGCCGAGAACGUGUCAUCGGCCUUCGAGUCUAAAGAAGAGACGGCCUCUCUCAGAAAUCGAGGGCAGAGGGAAUCCGAGAAGUCAGAUCGCUCACAAGAUGCCCCUGAAAAGGAAGCUCCUGGAGCUGCGCUUCUUUCCAGAAUAGGAAACACUCUAGGUCGCCGUGGCUCUUCCGCCAGCCAAAUUAGCACACCUUCUGAUGUGCCUGAAGGAAGCAAUGAGGCCACUCAGCCCGACUCCGACCUACCCCUCCUGCUGCAGCUAUUCCCUAUCUUCGUUACUUGCCAAAAAGCGGCGGUGGUCUUGGGAAACGACAACACGAAGGCCAUCUUGAUUGUCAAAGCCGAUGGACUGUCAGGCGAAAUUGAUGCCUCAAAAACGUCAACGCCGGACCCGUACAAACAGAUCUUCAAGAUCAAAUUCCAGCAUCCCAUUGUAGAGAUGAGAGAAAAUGACGACUUCAAAGAGGACCAGGCCACUAGGGCAAGUCGUGAAAAACUAGUAGCCCAGGAACCUAGCCCGACUUACAAGACAUCGUUUUUCAAGAGACAACGCCGCCGUGCACUGGGCACUUUGAGGAAUCUGGUACCGUAUUGGCGCAAAUCGGUCGAGUCCUUCUCGUUGGGUUCAAGGAGCCCUCUUACGACAGCCGUAUCGCAGAUACCUGGGUCCAGUCAUUGGCAAGGUUUGGCACGAUAUCUUGACGAGGACGAACAGGAUGCCAGAUUGCGUUGGGCUGGCGUAGAAUACGCCGCCGAGUCGACCAUCGUAGACAGUCCUGAGGCAACGUUGACAAUCUACUGGGACGUUGUCGGAAAGGUCACAGCAGAAGCCGCGAGACGACAGUCUAAAGAGACGAGCGCAGCAACGUACAUCAAUGGCGAUGAAGCCCCUGCUUGGGGAAUGAUCCUCGCCAUCAAGGGUGGAAUUGUAAACUACGGGCCAUGGGCUGACCGCCAGAGGGCCGAUCUUCAGCGUGUUUUUGUGCCCAGUCUAUCCAAGGACGCAAUUCCUGCGGUCCCUCUUGCAGAGGGUGCGUACCGUGUUCCCACCCAGUUCAAGUUGUACGUCGAAUUGGACGAAGAGAUGACACUACGCAUACCAAUACGAGAGGAUUCCAAGAACUGGAGAUGGAAAGGAAAGGAGCCUCCCAUGAAAACGACACCCCCGCAGCAGCAACGGCGGAAACAACGAAAUCGGGCCAAGAAAGACAUGAAGCCUGAUGCUGCCCCUCUGCGUCCCGGCGGUUGGCUUGAUUUCAUCGUCCCUGGCAAUUCGACAAUCUCGUUCACAAUGGACAUGCUGGCCAGCGCAACCGGGUAUCAGAUGAAGUUAGACGUUGAUCUACCUAGUACUGAGCUUGCAAGUAGCGUUAAUCAUGAGCUCCUGUGGCGCUCAGGGGCUCAGCGCAUAUCCUGCGAUUUAUCUACGCCCCUGAAGUGGAACUCAUUGAGAUCCUGGUACUUCAACAUCGUCGCAGACGAGUUGGAAUUGUUCAUCCUCAGGGACCAUGUCUUCCUUCUGAUUGACUUGGUCGACGACUGGGCCACAGGUCCGCCAGCCGAGUACCUGGUGUUUACUCCCUUCAGAUACUAUCUCAACUUGGACCUCCGCAACGUCAAGUUGUAUCUGAACAUCAACGACGGCAACAUCAUCAACAACCCCACUGACUUGGACGAUAAUGCGUAUGUCAUAGCCCAGAGCCCGUCCCUGGUAACGAAUGUUUGCAUUCCUAUCGACAAAUUUCGGCCCAGCGUCAACGCAGUCUCUUUUGCUCUCGGUGCGGAGGCUUUCAAAUUGUCUUUGCAUGUGCCACCGUGGAACACACAAGCCGCGUUCAUCACAUCGAAAGAGAUUGGCCACGGUGAGAAUUUCGAGCUUGACGGAAAGUAUCAUUACAACGCCACGACGUCGCCAGCCAAUAUUGAUACACUGACCCUGAACAUGGGUGUUCAAUCGCCCACCAUAACCCUGUAUGGCUUUCUCAUACGAUACUUUCUGGUGCUGAAGGACAAUUACCUCGGAGACUACAUUCACUUCAAAACUCUGGAAGAGUAUCAGGAACUUUUAAGAGCGAAAGAGCUUAAUCCCGACGCGGAGUUGGCAACACGACCGCCGCCAAAGAAAUCAAACGAUUUAGACGUCAUUCUGUGUGUCAAGGUUGAUGACCCUCGCAUACUUCUGCCUGCGAAUCUGUACUCCAGCCAGCGCCACGUUCAAAUCGAGACUGCUGGCCUGUCGUUAGAUCUCCGUUUCACGAACUACUACAUGGAUCUGCAGGUCAACCUCAAUCCUCUGAACCUGUCUCUCGGAAACACAGAAUCAGGCAUGGAGACGCCAAUAAGUGCAGUAUCAAGCACGCAAAUCUUCGUCGACGGCGUCACGAUUUAUGGCCAUCGUUUGUUUGGACUCCCUCCCACAGAACCGACAUACCUGUGUAAUUGGGAUAUUUCUGUUGGGACAGUCUCAGGCGAAUGUUCGACCGACUUUCUGACCGCAUUGAUCAGUGGAGGCAAGGCCUUUGCGUUCGAGUUCGACGACGACGAGAAUGCCUUAAUACCGCUUUCAUCAAUUAUUGUGUACGAUGUCACUUUCUUGAGGGUAGCUGUGCAAGCCAUUCGCGUCUGGUGUCAUGUGGAAGACGCAGCAUUUCUUUUCUCCACCGGCACGCUAGACGUCAAGUUCAAUGAUUGGGCUCGAACGCAUUACUCCAGACGUGCAGACAUCAAGAUCCCCGAUAUUCAGGUUUCGUGUGUUAACUCCGAGUCUGCCAUGCGACACAAGUGGAAAGCUCAGCACGGCGUUGAGACUGAUGCCUUUUUCCAAGCCUCUAUCCGAGUGGCCAUAAUCGGAAGAAAGUUCCAUUUUUCUGAACAGCGCAAGUUGCAACAGGAACUCAUUCGCCGUGAAGAUCAGCGGACAGGCCGUACCGAAUUCCUGCUGCUGCCCAGCAUCUUGGAGGAGAUGCUCCCUGAUCAACUAGAUCCUCCUGCCCAGGGAUUCCCGCCAGUCCCCCAUCCAACGGUCUUGGACGGCGCUAUCGGAGAUCAAAGAUCUUUUGAUAGCCGGUCAACUUUCAGCCGCAGCCGGCGUCUUCGCCACAAGAGUUCCUUCCUGUCCACCGCCACUACUAGUUCCAGCAACAGCAGCGUGGUGAGGCCAAGAAGCUCAGUCAGGUCACGGGCGAAGUCCAGGCAAUCUGAUCUUCUCUAUCCUGACAGCCCUGAAGUGGGAAAGCGAUAUCCCCAACACCAACGUGAUAUCUCAGCCUCGACUGGUCGCCACUCCGCAUUCUACAGUGCUGUCGGGGAUUUGCAACGAGAUACGAACUACCACUCGUCUGUGGCUUUCUCCAGCCAAUUUUACACUCCACCAUUCCCUCUCGAGAGCAUCCGGCCAGAUACAUCGGAAGCUGUCAUGCAAAGCAUCGAGAUGGACGAAAAGCAGUCAGCGUUCGGCUUCUCGGAAUUUGACCUGGAUGACAUCGACCCGGACUCCUUGGCAGAAGACCGUGCUCAAAACAGCAUCAUAAUCGAAAUACCCUCCGGGGUGACCGCAUUUCUUAACCCUGCUGCUGUACGGCAUGCCUGUUUGCUCAUUGCGGCACUGCAGCCAAGUGAGCCGGAAAGCAUUCUCGACAGCCUACAGAUCGCUUCAAUGACCGACAUCUUCGACCAUCAAAAGAAGAAGAAGGUUGCGGGUGAGAUCACGGACGUUAUGCUCAGGAUCCCCAAAGCCAGCAUCCGGUUUCUAAACUCUUCGUCUAUGGAUCAUCUCAAUCCCGGAGGCGAGGAACAAGACCAGUAUGAUGUGUCGUUGUCAAAACUCUCAUUAUGUCUCCGAUCAAGUGAGGCUUGGGAAGACCCAGAAGAGCCGGUGAAGAGCAGCAAAAGGACAUCGGUUCUGCUUAAGCUCGGAUCUGCCGAGGUGUCUGCUUCGGAGCGAUUGUCCGGGGCGGAAGAAAACCAAGCAGCCUUUAUGGCCCAAAUCGAGCGGGUAAUGCUGUCACUGGGCUCAAAGGACGUCACCUACAUUGACGCAGAUAUUGGUGGCAUCAAAAGCAGCACUGCAUCGGAGAAGAUCGAGUAUCUGGCUUCGCUAAUACAUCGGACUGGCAGCGUUGCUUCAGAGCUAGGAGAGGUGCUAAGCCAGACCAUGUCUCUACAUGAGGAUCGGAUCAAGCACUUCGUCUACAAGCUCAUGACAGAUGGCCAUCCAGUUGGCGAUCCAUCCUUUCUGACGCGCCCUUCAGCGGUCUUACGAUCGGCAUCAGAACAUCUCCGGACUUAUGAUUCAUGGAAGAUGGCCGCCCGGCUGCGUCAGAUAUGGACCAGAAUGCCAGCCAGCUUUAGGGACGAUCUGCAAAUCAAUUGUUUGUCUGGCUCGGUGACUCCGCUACCCGAUGCCUCUCAACGAGUGAUCGAUGCUUUCCAACGAUGGCGCAGCUGGGAUCUAUAUGACGUAGCAGGUUCCGAGCUGAUCAAAAACGUAUACGGUCAGAUGAACGCUACUGGCAACUCUGCAACGCCUGACUUACCCACUCUGGCUGCUCUUCGGUUGAGGGACAUACAACUGCUUUUGGAUCCCGGGCCGAAGGAAAACCGGAUCGUUUUCGCUGAUUUGACAACGAGGUUGGAGAGGAAGAUUGUCGUUUCUCCUGAACAGUCGGAGAGCCCUAAAAACAUGACCGUUCUGAACGUUUACUGCGGCGAAGCGGCCGUUAUGCUAAAUUGGGAGCUCUGCGAGUUAGCUGAAGACGUUCUCCGCCUAUACAACAAAUCGAGCCGGGCAGCAAAGCCACGAAAAGAGCCACGACAGAGCACGCCUUCGGAGAACAAGAUGAAGUCCCAGGACGCCUUCCAUGUUGUUCUCGCUGUGGGACGUGGGUCUGUCGAAAUCGACACCAUCAACCUAAGCGCUACAUCCCUAGGCCACAAUCUGAAAGCAUCUUGCUUGAUCGAUGGGUACGAAAAGACCGGCUCAUCCAUCAACUUCAUUUUGAGCUGUGAUGCAGUUACGUCAAGAUUGCACCAUCGAUCCGAGCUCUUGGGGAUGUUCCAAUUGAGAGACCCGAGCGUGUUUAUUUCUCACGAGCUGUUAGAGACCGACACUACGUCGUGUCACACAAUCAAAUCCACGGCCAGCAGUCGCAAUUUGACUCUGGCUGUGAAGCAAGAUCCUCUCUUUCUCGUGGAAGUGGUCGAUUAUCUGGUCAAGGACGAGUUUACCCAAAUUCAUAAGCUUCAAAAGCAGCUGCCAGAGUCACCGGCGCCUCGGCGCGAUAGCAUCAAGAUAGCCGAACGACUCUCUUCUUUCCGGGUUAACGUUGCGAUGUUCCUAGACGAAUACCUCAUAAGCGUACCACUCCUCCAGUCCAUGACAUACAACAUCUCUGGCGUUGUGGCACGAGCAGCAGUGGCUGCCAAUUUUGGAAAGGAGCUUAUCUUCGACUUCGACGUGAAGGAGAACUCGCACGAGAUCCGAAUGGACGUAAAAAAUCAGCCUCGCAGCAUUUCACUUCUACGCAUUCCACCCACGAAUGGCCGGAUUGUUAGCCAUAUGGGCCAGGAAGAGCAUUCAGUGUCGGUAUUCGGCUCUGUGGAGCUAAUGCAACUCGAUGCUUCAGCGGUUUACAGCUUGCUGCGGGCAUUAAACAGACCGCAGAUUUCCAGUGCCGUCACUGAAUUGCAAGAGAGCACCAAGGCCAUCCAAGAGCAUAUCAGCGAAAUUUUCGAUGAGACGCCGCCUGCCGCGCCCAAGGAGACUUCUCCGCAACCGUCGACUUCAAAUCUUGUCUACACAAUUCAUCUCACCUUGGCUGGCAUCGAAAUGUUUGGAAAGACACCGCUAGUCUCAGAAAACGACCCAACCGCAUGCUUGUCCUUUGCCUUGGAUCGAGUGCAUUUGGAAGUUUCGAAUCGGCACGAGUCCCACGGGCCAAUCUUGGCGCAACCCGAGCUACAUGUCAACCUGCGGCAGAUCUUGAUUGACGUACAGAAGGGCAAAGACAACGCGAUGAGAUCUUGCGGCAGCCUUGCGCUGGGAGCUCUGAUUUCAGCAAACACACGUUCCACAGAGGACGGCAGAGAAGAGCGAUCCUUCAACUUCAGGAGCGACGGGCUUGAAAUCAAUCUAUCACCCGAGACUGUAUCAACGGUGGUUGCUGCGCUAGGUUACAUGGGUGACAAAAUCAAAGAUCUCGAUACCUCUCGAGAGCUUGAGUAUCUACGCAAAAUUAGGCAAACCAGACCACGCAUUGCGAUCAACGAUCAAGAGGAGAUGGAGGAACCGGACAUUAUUGACUCCUUUCUCUCGUCUAUUGUUUACCGAUUCGAAGUGCGCGACACUCAAGUUUGCUGGCUCGUUGGAGAUCCUUCGGACGACUUAAUGCCACUUGCAGGGAGCAAGGAAGACCUCAUCCUAUCAGUUCAAUUGGUCAGCUUUGGAACACGCCAGACAAAGUCAGCUAGACUCACCAUCGAGAACUUCCAGCUUCAAAUGGUUCCUCCGGGUCAAGACAGGAGCCUCAGGUCUCUUCACUCGGCUUUGCUCCCGGAGGUCGUCUUCAACAUCGCAUAUGUCUCCAACCCCAACACGCGCCGCUUAGCGUUCCAGGCAGUUGGCAAGUCGCUUGAUCUUCGUCUAACCUCGGGCUUCAUAAUUCCUGCGGCCAUAUUGAAUGACUCCAUCGGACUCUCGAUCAAGAAUGUGCAGCGUGCAUCACAAAACUGGACCACAGGAACAGCUCCUCUCAAAGUCGACAAGAUAGAGAAGGUCGAAGAGCCGGCUCCCCCGAGACGCAGUGUCCUCGGCACCAAACGUCUAGAAUCUCUUUUGGUAGACGCUGACUUCUCGGGUGCUGUGGUUUACGUGUCUGGCAAGAAACCGACGGAUGGGCUUCGUGGAAGUUCAAGAACUGGCAGGCCAUCCUUGGCCGGAAAAUAUGGCCAGUUCAGCACUGAUGAUUCCGGCAGCAGCACUGUGCUCAGGACUCCAGGUUUGGCCUGGAAAUUCGAGUAUCGCGACAACGGCCGCGAAGAUCCUUCCCUGUACGGCGAAAUCAAGAUCGACGCAUCGAGCAAUAUCUUGUAUCCCUCCGUUGUGCCAUUAAUCAUGGAUAUGACAACGAGCGUUAAAGAGGUUGUUAGCAAGGACACAGAUGCUCCGGCGGUUCAGACUCCGGCAGCAUCCAAGUCCAAACCUGGCAAUGAGGAUAACAUUCUUACUGCCGACCCGAACGCCGUCAUUGGUCGUCUCAAAUUGAACCUCGGUCUUCGGAUAUGUCGUCAAGAGUUUUCACUCAGUUGUCAGCCCAUCGCCCGCGUUGCUGCCACAACCUGUUUUGACGACAUCUACUUCACCGUCAACACCGUGCGGUCCGUGGAACAAGGCAACUUCUUCUCCAUAUCAGGCGCGUUCUCCAAACUCCAAGCGUCCGUUCAGCAUGUAUAUUCUCGAGAGUCGACGGGGAGCUUUGACGUUGACUCGAUUGUGCUAUCGUUGAUGAACAGCAAACACGUCAGCGGAACCAGUGGCGUGUCAGCUAUUCUCAAAGUCAGCCCUAUGAAUGUUUCAAUCAACGCCAAACAGCUUCAAGACUUCUUGCUUUUCCGCGAGAUCUGGUAUCCUAACGAACUUCGAAACACGACCACGGCCCCAGUGGCAAAGCUUAACACAGAAACGUCGCAAGGCCACUUGGUUCAAAGAUACCAGCAGGUGGCUGCAACUGCGGCGUUCCCUUGGACAGCAACAGUAUCGAUUGCCUCUUUGAACGUCAGCGUCGAUAUGGGUCAAGCCAUUGGCAAAUCCAUUUUCGCCAUCAAAGAAUUCUGGGUUUCAUCGAAGAAGACAUCUGACUGGGAGCAAAAUCUCUGCCUUGGUUUCAAGAGAAUUGGCAUUGACUGCACCGGCAGAUUGAGUGGAUUUAUUGCCCUCCAAAAAUUUCAGCUUCGGACGUCAAUCCAAUGGCCUGAGAGAGAGCAAGCGCUCAACGAAACACCUCUUGUUCAAGCAUCGCUUGGCUUCAGCCAAUUUCGAGUGAAGGCAGCGUUCGACUACCAAGCGUUCCUCGUAGCCGACAUCACAUCUCUGCAGCUUCUCAUGUACAACGUUCGUCGCAGUCUCGAAGGCAGCGGAGACCGGUUGGUGGCCAUCUUUGACGGAGACGCGGUACAGGUUUUUGGCACCACGACAUCUGCAGCGCAAGGUGUUGCUCUUUACCAAGCAGUGCAGAAGCUGAUACAAGAACGAAAGGCCAACUUUGAAAUGUCCUUGCAAGAAAUCGAGAAGUUCAUGCGAAGAAGGUCUUAUGGGAACACUGCGGCAUCUCCUCAUCUGACAAGCUUGCCGAAGUUCCGAGAGGAAGACACGUUGUCAAAGUCACCUAUCUCCCUCGACACCGAUGUUGUGGUGACGCUCAAGGCCCUGAAUCUUGGUGUAUUUCCGAGCACGUUCUCGGAUCACCAAGUGUUCAAGAUGGAAGCUCUGGAUGCGGAAGCAAGAUUUGCUGCAAGCAUUGAACAGCGGCGCGUCCACAGCAUCCUGGGGCUCACGCUCGGUCAAUUGCGUAUUGGACUCGCCGGCGUCCGAAAUAUUGAGGCGCCGAAGACGCUUAGUGAAAUUUCUGUGGAGGACGUGGUUGAGAGAGCCACAGGGUCCCGAGGUGGAACCAUUUUGAAGGUGCCCAAGGUGGGUGCAGUCAUGCAGACAUGGCAAACACCGAAUCAAAAUCGCAUCGAUUACAUUUUCAAGAGCGCAUUCGAGGGCAAAGUCGAGGUGGGAUGGAACUACUCGCGCAUCAGCUACAUCAGGGGGAUGUGGGCCAAUCACGCAAAGUCGCUAGAGCAGACUUGGGGCAAAGAGCUCCCACUCACGGCCAUCAAGGUGACGGGCGUGCCAGAUACAGAGGAGCAGCAGGUGGGAGGCUCAUCGCAGCAAAAGAUCACGGCCGAGGUGAACGUGCCGCAGUCGAAGUACGACUAUGUGGCACUGGAACCGCCCAUUAUCGAGACACCCCAGUUGAGGGAUAUGGGAGAGGCAACGCCGCCGCUAGAAUGGAUUGGCCUUCACCGAGACCGGCUGCCCAACCUGACGCAUCAGAUCGUCAUCGUAGCUCUACUUGAGUUGGCCGGCGAGGUGGAAGAUGCGUACUCGAAAAUCUUGGGAUCAUAA